Molecule: messenger RNA, 5053 nt
Organism: Dicentrarchus labrax (European seabass)
Lineage: Eukaryota; Metazoa; Chordata; Actinopteri; Moronidae
Gene: pbxip1a
Product: pre-B-cell leukemia homeobox interacting protein 1a
Exons: 11
Coding region: 435-2936 (833 amino acids)
Source: RefSeq, a predicted model, not a curated record
CACGCAUGCAUCCUGAGGCUUAGGUUCACACAUGAAGUUGUAUUAUUAAAAACCAGGGGACGGAUCCGCGUCUAUCACCUGCCACUUUCACCUGCGGGCGUCAAUCACGCUUGGAUGUGCGUCGUUUUUUUCCCCUGACACGACACUUCUACCUGAUUGGUCCAUCCUUGGUUGAGGGGCGGGCGCUCUGCGGCCUCUGCUGAAAUGCCAUUGGUCGACACGCGGCUUGGUUGACGUGACGCAGCUUGGAAUUCCCAAAGUUCCCAAGUUCACGGGGAGAGAAGAGCGUUGUUUCUUACUAAAAAAAAAAAAAUACAACAACCCCCAAAAACGUUGUGAAGACAAAAACAACCAGCGACCGAGGUGUUAGCAAGUCGGAAUAGCAUAAAGCCGAAUCUGCACCGUGCUGUGCCAAGUCGAGCCAGAAGAGGGCGAUGUCUGACAACAGCCACAGCACAGGCAGCAGUGGCUCCUCAACCAACAGCUGGACCCUCCUCUCCCCCGAGGAGGCUGCUAUUGAGAAUGUCGGGCCGGUGGAUGACGGCACCGAGAGCCUGAGUGACGUUCCCAGUCUCUCUGAAGAGGUCACAGGAGCUGCUAUGGAGUUCAAACCAAGUGACAUUUCAGUAGAAACUGUCCUCUCUGAAGAAGGCCAUCAGGUGUGUCAAGAGACAUCUCCAGACUCCAGUGAGGGUCCCAUUCCUUCUAGUCCAACCGGGAUGAGUCCUCUUCCACUCAACCCCCUUGACCUUCCAGACCUAGACCAGGAGAGUCAGCCUCCAGUCAUCCAUGACAUUGUAACCAGCUCUCCCAGUGACAACGAGCACCUAGGACCCACACCCUUUGUCACCAACAUUGAUUUGGGGGCUCCACUCGAUAUUCCCGCUGCUGAACUCCUGCCAGCUGAGCUUGAGGAGUCCUGCUCCGCUCCUCCCCUGACUGCGAUCCCUGUCUCUACAGAACAAGUGCUUGACGCGCUUGCUGAUAUCGGGGUGAUUCCUGCUGGCGCUGCUGGGGAGAGUCCCAUCUUCACUGCUGAGCCGGAGGUUAACAUCCCCACAGAGACCUUUACAGCCACUGAUCCUCCUUCUCAUGUUGAAACUGAAAUCAGCUUCACUCCAGAGGAUACAGAGCCACCAAGCCAAGACCAAGAGAGCCUGGUGACAGAAAGCCCCAUCGAUGAUAUCCCUGCACCAGAGACUGUUGGUUUGGUAGAGGAGGAGGAGGAGGCAGCUGUGGAAAAGGAGGAGAUAGAGUCAUUUGAGGCAGUGGCCCAGGAUGAGAGAGAAGAAGAAGAAGAAGAAGAAGUUCUCCCUCCCUCAGAGCCAUCCAGCAGUUUUGAUUUGGGCGACACAAGCACCUUUGAUGAUGGAGUGAGGAGGAGGAAUGCCCCCUCCUUCGAGGCACCAAGACCAAGAACAUCAGAUGAGGAAGAUGAGGAAGAGGAAGUGUUCAAGCUGGCUGAGAAGAAGGAGGAAAAGCCAUGGUUCUCAAUGAACAAAUGCAUUGUGGGUGCUCUGAUCUUGCUCUUCUUAGGUUCCCUCUUCCUCUCAGGUUUCCUCUCUGACCUGGAUAAUGGUGACUUUGACGCCUCUGAACUGAGCGAUGCAGAACAAAGCCAGGACUGGCUUAGCGGUGAUCCACAGGAUAUGAAAGAGCUAUUGGAUAAACUGACACAGGAAAACCAACAAAUCACUCAGCUAGAGGCUCAACUACAGUCUCAGAAAGAAGAACUCGACUCAGCUCUGAAGGCAGUAGCAGCGAGCGGUGAUGAAAAUGGUAAAGCAGGUCUGGAAAAAGAAAAUUCAAUGCUAAAGGAAGAGCUGUCAUCUCUGCCUGAGCUGAAGAAAGAGCUGGAGAGUCUGAGGGCCAGGGUGACCGAACUCAGUCAGCUUACAGCUGAUCAGGAAAUGCCCCCGGCUACCUCAGGCCCGGCCCCUCAGCCUGGUGACAAAGAUACUCAGAGUAACCAGAAAGCAGCUGGACCCGAGAGGAGAAAGGACACAAAUGAGGGAGGAAGGCUGAAGGAAGAACUACAGAGGCAGAAAGUUCUUUUGGAGGAGAGCAGGAAGAGACUGCAAGGGAUGAAAAAAGAUGGAGGCGGCAGGAAACAAGUGAGAGACAGUUUGGAGGAGAUCCAGAAAAAGCUUUCUGAACAGGUUGAGAGGUGGGGUAAGAAGAAGCCGCAGGAGUCCAAAUGGAAAGGGAACAAGGGCAAAACUAAUGAGCGGGACCACUGGAAGAAAGACGAAAAGAAAGAGUGGAGAGGAGAGAAAGAUUGGAAGCAUAACAAAGACGGAGAAUGGAGGGACAAAGAAGAGAAGAAGGAGAAGGAGUGGAAGUCUCAGAAGCAAAAUUCUCACAAAGAGGCAUGGAGGAAACACCAGGACGAGUGGGAGAGGAAGAAGAGCGAGCGCAGAACGGACAGAGAGGAGAGGAGGAAGGAGAAACCCUGGCACAGCCGGCCUGGCAAGAACUCCGACAACCAUCAUCAGCACCAACAUCACCACCACCAGCCCCGUCAGCCUCAUCAGCCCAACCAGAACGACUUCUGGAGAGACCAGGAGCAGAAGCUCAGACGCACUGUCAGCUCCCAGCUGGGUUGCAGCUCCGUGGAGGACUGCGCCGGCAAGGAGGGGCUCUACCCGGUGGAGCUGCCCGAGUUUGAGGAACUGCUGGAGGGCUACCUGAGCAAGCUUGAGGGAUCUUCAUCUGAGAGCAAGGACAGGAUCAGGAAGCUGACUGCGGAGUUCUUCGAGGACGGCGUGUUCAUCCACGACAGGGUUCUUUUCAGUGACUUUGCAGAGGACGUGGCGGACAUUCUGGAGGACAUUGUGGACGUUUUAGAGGGCGGUGGGCAAGACGACGACUCCCUGGAGGAGGAGAUGGAGGAGUUCGAACGAGAAGCCCUGUGGAAGUUUGCCGCCACAGCUUAAAUAGACAAAGAGGGGGGGGGUGGGGUCGGGGGGAAGUAAAAUACAACACUAAGAUGCAGCACAAGUUGUGGUUUUAUAGGACAUUUCUUGCCUACAUUCUCCUCUUCAGAGCUGUAAUUGUAGUAGCUUCUGGUACAGAGUGGUUGUGCCUCUCAUAAACGUUUCCCUCUGAGUCUUUAAUUAUAAGCUAGACUUGUACUUUUCAUUUUGGACUUAGUUGUUGUUACCUACCUCUGUCAGGUCAUGCCUCCUAACGUGAAAUCCUUCAGUAAUGUGUUGUGUGGAUUUUCCUCUGCUGUAUAGUGUUUUCUCAAUACGUAGUGCAUGCUACAGUUCAUAAUAUAAAUUCAAACUGAUGAUAUCCAGAUCACUCACUAAACAACUGGGCUUUAAGGAGAUGGCAAAUAAUUGUGUUGAGCAGCAGUGCAACGGUUAAAUAUAUUCAUACAAUUAAUUUAGUAUUUAAAAUUGACUUUCUGCCUUGACACUGCUCCGAGCAGGUUAAAACAAAUGCUGAGAAACUUUUGCAGAUACCAAUUUGCCUCAAGUUGGGUGUUAACUGUCCAAUCCCAGAGGAUAAGAUCCUGGUUCAGUGAUAAGAAUCAGAUCAGGUCAGACCAGUUUUUUGUCAGCAGCUCUUUGGUAGAUUUGGGCAAAAGCAUACAGAGUGUUGUUGCCCUAAGCGUUAGGACUUUUCAUCCUCUGACUCCCAACUGUCAGUCGAGAGCAGAUGGGUGGAAACUUCCAGGAACUGGUUUGUGAAACGUCAGUGCUGCUAAAAAAAAAAAAAGCAAUAGGACAAAAUGAUAGCCAUAGUUAAAUGUAUGCCUGCUAAACCACUUUAGAACUUUUCUCAAACAUUCACAUUUACAACAGGUUUUUUUUUCUUCUCACUUUUCACUUCUGUUAUGUUUUUUUUUUUAGACCAUUAGUUCUACUAAUAUUUUUUUGUAAUGUAGCCAUGGGGACCUUCAACACAUGAUCUACAUAUACUGGGUAUCCCAGAGCAUUCAGAGUAAAACAGUUAGUGAUCUCUAGUAAUCUCCAAACAGUUUCAUUUAAUGGAUUUAUUCAUUCGCCAUAAAUGAGAUUGACAACCUAACUUUUCAAUUCUUUCAUUGUCCUUUUGUUAACAGGUUGAUAUCAACUGACAUGCACGCGAGUGAUAUAGAUAUAGUUAUUUAGUUUGAGAAAAUGGCAAAAUGAUCUUUUUGUUUCUCAAAUAUUAAGUUGAAUGAGCCAGGCAAAAGGUAAAAUAAGACAAAGUAUUACAGAGCUGCUUUCCAGCGUUGGGUACUGAGAUUUUGAGAAAUAAUUAUUUGUUCUUUUGCUUUUGUUGUUUGAUUGUAGUCAUGUUUUAUCAUGAAGUUUUUUCCCUCUUUAGGUGGAAGUGAAGUUAAAGUCGACAGAUUGUGAUUGUUGGUUCUCAUUCUUCAGCGGUUGAAAGAAGCUUUGAAGUGUUUCAUGUUUAUUUAUUCUGUCACUACACUGCAACUCUUUUCCUUAUUUUUAACAAGAAGAACCACAGACUGUGUCCAAGGCCAUAUACAUUGAAUGUGUGAAAAUGGUGACAUUUUAUUUUGGUUUGCAGAAAUUUAGUUUGCCAGCUACUGCUUACGUGCCUUUAUUAUUAUAAAUAUGUUAGAUCGGACAAAAGGUCUUGGAUUUCAUUUGCUUCUGCAAAAUUAAGAAGAAAAGAAGUUUACACUACUUACACUUGUACUGCUGCUUAUAUGGCAGAGAAUGAAUGUCGUAGGGUUUACACAUGAAGUGUUGUAUGGAUUUCUGUUAAACAUUCUCUGCUGUUUAUACAGAGGAGCUUUUUCUUUGUUGGAAGUUUCUAGACCAAAGGGAUCGGAAGAAAGCUUAAUUUCAACAGAUGAGUCCUUUUAAUAAAACACAUUUAUGAAAGUUUAAUCAAUAUUUGAGAAGUAUUUUUGUCUUUGUGGGACAACAGUAGGGCUCUGUGCUUACUGCUAAUGUAGGAACUGGCUCUGAUGUGCAUGUAAUUGAUCCCUGUACAAAUAUAUUGAUAAAUUUGGAUCAUUUUUCAUUUUUUUCCAUCAUCAGUUGUGUCCUCUGUCAGUGUUAAGUUCAAUAAAAUUUCCACCAUUGAA